Molecule: messenger RNA, 1788 nt
Organism: Penicillium salamii
Lineage: Eukaryota; Fungi; Ascomycota; Eurotiomycetes; Eurotiales; Aspergillaceae
Source: the annotation of a GenBank genome assembly
AUGGUCAUCGACUCUGGAAGGGAGUCAGUCGGGUAUUCUGCCCCCAUGCCCACUGACCAGAAGCCCAAGACACGACAGAUGCCCGUGACUUUACUAUCAGGGUUUUUGGGAAGCGGCAAGACCACACUUCUGAAGCACAUUCUUAAGUCCCCAGACCAUGGACUGCGGAUUGCUGUCAUUGUCAAUGAUAUGAGCCAGUUAGUACCUCACCAAACACAUGACACAGACUCGAUACUAAUCCUUAUGUCAACUAGGUUGAACAUUGACGCCGCCCUGAUCCAAAACCACAAAGUCUCCCAAACCACCGAGAAACUCAUUCAACUCCAGAAUGGAUGCAUCUGCUGCACCUUGCGAGGUGACCUGCUAGCAGAACUAGCCCGCCUGACCAAACAGAAUGAGGUUGACUAUGUUGUCAUUGAGUCAACAGGUAUCUCGGAGCCCAUGCAAGUGGCCGAGACCUUCACAGCUGAAUUCAGCACUGCUAUGCUGGAAGCUGAGGAUCAGAUUGCGAACGAGGAUGCUGAUGCAAAGAAGAUACUGAACGAGAUCGUGGAUCUGGGUGGCUUGCACACAAUGGCUAGACUGGACACAACAGUCACUGUCAUCGAUGCUUUCAACCUCCUUUCCAGCUUUGACACGGCCGAGUUCCUCUCCGAUCGCUAUGGAAGAGAGGAAAUUGUCCCUGAAGAUGAGCGGACAAUCUCCGAUCUCAUGGUGGAUCAGAUUGAAUUCGCUGAUGUGUUAAUUCUCAACAAGAUCGAGACAGUUGAUGAAGCAACACGAAACAAGAUCCUGCAGCUUCUGAAGUUGUUGAACCCUGGCGCGAAGGUUCUCGAGUCAAAUUACUCGCAGGUUGAUGUCCGACAAAUCGUCAAUACCAAUAGCUUCGAUUUCAUCCGAGCUGCUUCCGGUCCCGGGUGGUUGCAGAGUCUGCACGAAAUGACAGUGCAAACAACUGGCAAUGGGGAGCGGAUGGCACCCAAGCCAGAGACCUUGGAAUAUGGUAUCAACAACUUCGUAUACACCGCACGUCGGCCCUUCCACCCUCGGAAGAUCUUUGCCCUUCUCCACGACAAAUUCAUUAUUCUUCAGAACAACGAACUUGAGGAAGAAGAAGGAGAUGAAGAAGACGAAGAAGAAGAGGAAGAAGAUGCAAUGGACACAGAAUCCGACUCUGAGUCAGUACAGGACUUUGACCAGCCCGACCCAGCGGAUAUCUUGCAAAACAAGCGUACACACCCAGCCUUUGGACCGGUUCUCCGUUCCAAGGGCUUCUUCUGGCUCACAACCCGACCCUGGCAAUUUGGCGAAUGGAGCCAAGCAGGCGGUAUGAUGACAGUCGGCUGCGGUGGUCCAUGGUUCGCUGAAGUCCCUGACGAGGCUUGGCCUGAGGACAAAGACGUGCAGGAGUCUAUCCAAAACGACUUCCAGGGACCCUGGGGCGAUCGACGCCAGGAGCUCGUGUUCAUUGGAGAGGGCGUUGAUAAAGAGAAAAUCAGCGCUUUGCUUGAUGAGUGCCUUUUGGAUGACAAAGAUAUGAAGAAAUGGGAGAAGGUGAUGAAGAACAAGAAAAUGAGCAGAGAAGAAAAGACCGACAAAUUGGCUAAGAUGUGGGAAGAUGGAUGGGAGGAAUGGCCUGCUUUCGAAGUUGAGGAAGAGGAAGAAGAACAAGAGCAGGAGGUGGAUGCGCCACAACAGGGGAAGCAUCGCAUCAGCGAAUACCUGCACAAGGAUGGCAAACAUGCCCAUGGACAUAGCCAUGGACAACGAAGGAUGAUUGCAGCAUGA